AUGACAUCCACACAGAAGCUUCUUGGAUCAUCAAUUGUGCGAUAUAUUCUCACUCACUCAAGCAACCUAUAUACCGUGCGAGCAGUGACACGAAACCCAGAAUCCUCAAAGGCUCGCGCACUUGCCGCACUAGGCGCAGAAGUGGUACAAGGAGACUUUGACGAUGAGGACUCGAUUCGGCAAGCCCUAGCGGGAGUCCAAAUUCUCUUCCACAACACCGACUUCUGGACAACAAUGUCCGAUGACGCUGAAGCAGCUCAAAGCCUGACUGUCGCCAAGGUCACCGCAGCAGAGCCGAACCUAGAGCAUGUUGUGCUUAGCACUCUGAGCGAUCCUACCACGUUAUUCCAGGGAAAGUAUAUGCACAAUCUUCCGUACAAUGGGAAGUUCAAGGCUGAGAGAAUGAUUAAAAAGGAGUAUCCUGAGUUAUGGGCAAAGACAACCCGACUUCUGGUGGCGCUAUAUCAUUCUAACUGGUUCCUGCCUCCUUUCUCCCCUGUCAAAACAGACAGCGGGCAGCUCGAGCUGCAAAAUCCUUAUUCUCCGAGUUCUCGCAUCCCUUCGGCUUCUCCUGACGACACUGGAGUUGUAGUGGAUGCCAUUAUUAGAGGGGGACAAAAAUAUCACGGGAGGACCGUUUCCAUUUGGUCCGAAUGGAUCAGCGACGAAGAGAAGCUCAAAGUCUGGGGUCAUGUUCUCGGUGUUAAAGCAGCCUUCAAACAAGUUACCCCAAUUGAGUAUCAACAGAGACUUGAAAGCAUCGGCUUCCCUCCAUAUCUAGCACAGGGCUGCUUGGAGCUUUUAUCUAUGCUUGGAGAAGGAGUUAAUUAUGUUACUGGUGGCGAGAUCAUCGAUGCGAGGACGAUCGUUGACCCUUCGUAUCAUUUCAAGACGUGGGAAGAGUACGUCAAGGAGGUUAACUGGACAAGCAUUCUUUGA
Talaromyces proteolyticus is the source of this 939-nucleotide messenger RNA. RefSeq lists its product as uncharacterized. The transcript has 5 exons. The record is from RefSeq and is a predicted model, not a curated record. The coding region runs from base 1 to 939 and encodes 312 amino acids. Lineage: Eukaryota; Fungi; Ascomycota; Eurotiomycetes; Eurotiales; Trichocomaceae.